Messenger RNA from Paramecium octaurelia, 1360 nucleotides. NCBI's taxonomy places the organism in Eukaryota, Ciliophora, Oligohymenophorea, Peniculida, Parameciidae. The record is from the annotation of a GenBank genome assembly.
AUGAAUACAAGUGAAUUGGUUGAGUAUCAAUAAAAAGUGGAGGCUUACAUAAAGGAGCAUAAAAUGACUGACUUAUUUGAAAAUCUGACGAGAUUAUUAGUGCUUUCGAGACCUCAGGAUCCUAUGACAUUUUUGGUUGAUGUGCUUGAAAAUAGAAGAGUGCAACGGCUUAUCCUAGUAGCAGGUGUAGUUGCUACAACAAGAUAGGAAAUAGUAGUAUCACUUGCUAAUUUGUUCAAUUACAAAGUUAUUACCAUAGAAGAUCACUUUAAAUCUCAUUGGGUGGAUGAUGAUUAAGUAAAUGAAUUCAUUCAUUCAGAAUUGAAAAAAACUGAAAAACAUUUCAGGGGUGUCAUAAUAUCUGGGUAUCCCAAUAACAUCAAACAAGCAUAUUAUUUACAAUCCUUAGGGAUAAUACAAGAGAGGUAAAAUAUGAAUUCAUAUUAGAUUCUUUUAUUUGGAGAGUGAUUUGGAUUUUUGCAGACAAUAUUACGAAUAAAUAUCUUAAUCUCAAGAGGAAGUCACUAAGGCAUUGACUAGAGAUAGACUGAAUAAGAAAGAUUUGGAGUACAUCUACGGAUCUUAUAUGGACAUUUUCAAUACAUCCAAAAGAACUAAAGAAGAUAUUAUUGAAAAUAUCAAAUAGAUUAUUCGAUUGAGGGAUAGGAAGUUUCCUCCUCUUCGUUUUCCAAGAGUAGCAAUUAUACGUCCUCCUGGUUUAAAAGAAAGAGCAACUUAAUUGACAUAAAUAUUUAGUAAGAGAUAUGGCCUGGUUUAACUAAUAACUUUUGAUAUGAUUCAAUAAUAAAUUCAAAAUAAAGGAGCCUUGGGUCCUCUAAUUUAUAAUACUCUUUAAAAAGAGGAAGAAAUACCUAAUGACAUAAUGAAUAGUAUAGUUUAUACAGAAGUACUAUCAACUGAGGCCAGAACUAAGGGAUGGGUUUUGGAAGGAUUUCCAAAGAAUGAAGCUUAAUUAAAGUUUUUGGAAGCUCAACAUGUAAACUUGUUUGUAGUGUUGAAUGAAGAUGAAGAUGUCUUAAUUAACAAGUCUAAGUAACUGAAGAUUGAUCCUGUUACUAAAAUCAAAUAUGAGAAAGUGCCAUUAAAUAAUAAACCAUUAUUAGACAGAUUACAGAAUUUUUAGGUAAUUGAAUAAACUAAUUUAGAUUCACAAUGAAUAAUUACUAAAAUAAAGGAUAACUAGAUAUUAAGCAUUUGUGAAAUUGAUUGAACAGAAAUUUAGUGAACGAGUCUAAGUGUUUAAAUUGGAAAAGGAUUCAACUGAGAAUAUCAUUAGAGUGACAGAUGUUUUUUUGAAUAACCCUAAAAUUUAUAAUUGAUAGAUUAAAGUUAUUUGUGC